GCUGUUUGUGUGUUCAAAAGACCGUCCCAACACCAUCGCGUGCGCCAAACGGCCAAACAAGCAUCAUGUUCAACGCACUCAAAGACCAGGCAGUGCAAAUCGACACGAAACUGAAAACAUUGCGCAAGCAGUGUACCACAUUCGCGAUCGGCUACGUGGAAAAGGACGAGUCGAAGCAGCAUUCCGUGCGGAAAACGAUAACGGCUGCCAGAAGCGAGCUGCGCGACUGUACGGCGGACUGUGACAGUUUGGUAGAACAAACACAGGCACUUUUUACGCUGUUGACAUUGGCCGAUAAAGCGGCGGACGAAAUAUACGAUUCGGUUAUCAAACUGUACCACGAGCAAGGUGUGAAGGUGCCCCCGAUCGAGCUAGACAGCAUACCGGUUGGAUUUCCCGUGCAUCUGCUGUCCGUACCGGAACCGGAGGCCACCGAAGGAGCGGACGAAGAAUCCGAAGCGAAGGGGUACGAGGAGCCGCACAGCAGCGGCAGCGAGUGUGAUUCGGACGGGUUUGUUUCGGAAAUCUUCAUCACCAGACCGCCCGGCGAGGAAGGGCUUGCGCCGGAAACGCCGAUGAUAAAGAGUCGAAAAAGGCUAUUUUAAUCGUUACACAGCAGUUUUUCGUUUGGUCGGAUUGUGGUGAGGAAGUGGUGUACCAUGGCAACGAUACCGGCGGUGACUAGAAUAUCGUCACGCUUGAUUCGAAUUCUGGGCUGUAAUCCCAGCCCGAUGACGCUGCAAGGCACGAAUACGUAUCUCAUCGGUAGUGGACGAAGACGGAUUCUGCUGGAUACGGGAGAUGCGAACGUUAAAGAGUACAUUGGUCAUCUGCGCAAAGUGUUGAUGGAAGAAAGGGUUCUCAUCAACGAUAUCAUUAUUUCACACUGGCACCAUGACCAUGUCGGAGGUGUGGACGAUAUACUGGAGGUCAUCGAUAAUAAAGACACAUGCAACGUGUGGAAAUUCCCCCGGACGGAUGCUCCCGAGCCGGAAGUACGCAAUACGACGCUGAAGCAGCUGAGGGAUGGACAAAUAUUCACAACGGAAGGAGCCACGCUGAAGGUGGUCCAUACGCCGGGGCACACGACGGAUCACGUUGUGCUGGUGCUGCAGGAAGAUAAUUCACUGUUCAGUGCCGAUUGCAUUCUCGGCGAAGGUACGACGGUGUUUGAAGAUUUGUAUCAGUACAUGAAAAGCUUGGAAACGAUUUUAAACGCCAAACCUUCCGUUAUCUAUCCGGGGCACGGUAAUAUUAUCGAUGACCCAACGGAACGAGUAACGGAAUACAUCAAUCAUCGCAAUCAUCGCGAGAAGCAAAUCUUUGCCGUGUUCGAGGAAAGCCCGGACAAGCAGUACAACGAGAUGGACAUUGUGCGUACGGUGUACAAGGAAACGCCGGAGCAACUUUGGGCAGCGGCAGCGUACAACGUGAACCAUCACCUGAAAAAGCUAACCGUCGAGGGCAAGCUGCUCGAGUGUGUUGAUAGCGAGGGCGGUAAUAGCUGGAAGUACGUACAGCCAGCUUCCCUGUAAAUGUCAGUGUGUUGGUUUCGUUUGCCAUAGCGUGGUGAUUGGCUAGGAUUUAGAAGAGUAAAAUCCGACGGGCACAAGCGGGCGAAGGUAUAAAAAUUAUUUUUCUUUAUUUUCUCAUCCGUAAUAUAAGUAAGUUAACUUAGUAGCUCUUGCCUAACCUGUGGGACGUGUGGGGGUACCGUGUGCAAAGUACAGCUCUGCAGUAAAUACAGCUUAUAAGGGAGGGCAAACAGAUGAUAGCUGGAGGGAGAGGGGAGAUGGAAAACCUCCGCACGCAACGCGCUCAACACAGAGUGGAGUGGACCUGUGGUACGGUCAGCUGGACAAGCGGGACCACCGGGCACCGAAAGGAAGGAGGCGUCGAUGGAUUUUUUUUUAAUUAUUUCUGCUCUCAGUUAUUGCACAGUACAGCAGCAGGAUCGUCCUUCCAGCUCGCUGCGAAGAUGAUCUUCCACCGUGACCGUGGGCAGCUGCUGGUGGUCCGGCCAGUGGCAGCAGGACGCAUCAAUUUUUGGCACCAUUCCGGACGGAUUCGAUUUCCUCCUUGAUGAGUUCGAUCUUUUCGGCGUAGUUUUUCUGGAUUUCCUGCAAUGUGACGAAGAAGAAUCCUUUGAAUGAAAGUUUGUUUAGAAGAUGGGUAUUAGAACGUGAUCGAAAUGAGUACGAAGGAGUAUGAGCGAAGGGGCACGUGAAGCACAACAGAAACAAUUACACAUCACACACACAGAGAGAGAGAGAGGUGAGAGGAAGAGAAAGAUGGACAAACAUUUUUUUACAUUGAAAUUUUACACCAAGGACAACCACUGUACAGAGUGCUGUGUAUGUGUGCUUUAAGAUCUCUUCUCUACAAGCUAAUGAAACGGGACAAACGAGACAUCGGAACACAGGAGUAAGUGGGUUCGGGAAGGCUUGGGAAGGGUUGGUUUGCAGUGAACCGGAAGCGGGGAACAUGUGAUGGCGCAUAGGAACAGCACAUUACCUCACUUUCUUUUCGUGUGUGGAGUGUCUUGUUUGUAGUUUGUUGUUGUUACAUCGUAAAUUGGUAAUAUAAUAAGAACGUAAGCGAAUAUAUGUAGUAGUAGUAGUAGUAGAGUAGUGCAAGAAUGAUUUAGUAGUAGGCGCACAGUGCAGAGCGAAAGAGAGACACUCCUCUCCGUUGACAUAGGUGGUAGUAGUAGUUUCUGUUUGGUCAGUGGUAUAGUUUAUUGUUUUGUUUUCAUUUGAAUCAUUUCUUUGUAUGUGCAGUUUUUUUCAAGCAUGGAAAAUCAAUCCCAGCUCGAUCCGCCGUUUUCUGAAAGUGUGAAGAAGAAAAAGAUUUAUAUAUAUACAUUAAGAGUACAAACAUCUCGGGCAAGGAUGCGUUUGAAAAGCGGUGGGUUUUGGUUGAUCGUUUGGUACGCUGCUGGCGCUAAUAUUUUUGUGUUUCAGUCUGUAUUUUUCUAUUUUUUUCCGAAACUAGAAUGGGAAUAGGAGAAAUGAGUUACAUUACACGAGCAGAUCUUUUGUGGGUGAGUUAUAUUUUGAACUAAAACGGUUGGCAAAUUUGGCAAAUACUGCUGCUGGUAUGGGUGCCCAUGUUAGCGUAUUUUCUACUCUACUUGCGAUAUCUUGACGAUCGGCCACAAACGCUUGAAGCUUUGGAACACGCCACCAAAUAAAUGAGAAUGAGAUCACGGUCAACGAAACAGUGUUGGCUGACCCUCCUAGUACAGUUGAACUUUACUACCCAACCAAAUGCUUUAUUGUCGGGUUGGGUGUGAUCAUUAAGAAACUUGGAUCCAGGCUUCUGAGUAUCCGUUUAAAUGGUGAAGAAUAUCCUGCACAAGUUGUUCCUGUCAAGAAUAUCCUGUCCAAGUGAUGAAUUCAAAAUGAGCAGUGGAUGGCCAUUCAACUAAUCAAAGAGACCGAUCCCGGCCUGAUCUUGAAAGCAGGAUCAUUCCAAUCCAACAAUUAUAAAUACAAGAGAUUCUAGGUCAAGGUAAUUGGAAGAAGGAUUCGAAGCAACUUUGUAUACAUGGAGUCAUCUGUACAGAUAGGUGAUCGCACCUUUGAAGUAUCCCAAAUGAAAACUAUUGCCUAUCGGGAGUCAAACAAGUCAGCACAACAUUUAUAGUCCCUGUUGCCAGACACGCCUCUGGGACACGGACAGAGAUGCUCUAAAGGAAUUUUUGUUCCGUUUGUGAAGAAGAACAAUGGAGGAAAUGCUAUAAUGACGUGCGCUGGGAAUGUCAUGAGAAUGACACCGGACCGAAAUCAGCCCGAAGUACUUGAAACGAGGAGGCUUGGUGGGAUCUUAACUGAGAUUUUUAUACCAAUGACGACGUACAUGUUUUGGUCAGAAAAGCCGGAUAUCCGGAUCCAAUAUUCGCUAAUAGAAUAGACACCAGAUAGUUACCGAUCAUGAUCAAGAAGCGGUAGUAACGCCUGACAACUAGGUAAGUAUCUGUGGCAGUCUUAUAUCCAUCAAAGUCUAAAAUUAUUCUAAUCUUUUGAUAAAAUCGUUAGCACACUGUUUUUUUUACAUAACUAGAGCAAAUGUGAGUAGGCACGAUCAUGGAAUAGUAAUAUGAAAGCACUAUUGAAACUAUU
This is a messenger RNA of Anopheles stephensi (Asian malaria mosquito), 4124 nucleotides long. RefSeq names its product beta-lactamase-like protein 2 homolog. The transcript is spliced from 4 exons. The record is from RefSeq and is a predicted model, not a curated record. The coding region runs from base 660 to 1535 and encodes 291 amino acids. Lineage: Eukaryota; Metazoa; Arthropoda; Insecta; Diptera; Culicidae. Gene Ontology annotation, cellular component: mitochondrial matrix. Gene Ontology annotation, molecular function: RNA endonuclease activity; single-stranded RNA binding.